AUGUCCUCACCGAAUCCAAAAGCUUUCCCAUUAGCCGAUUCAGCUUUGACCCAGCAGAUUUUGGAUGUUGUUCAACAAGCACAGAAUUUGAGACAAUUGAAGAAGGGGGCCAAUGAGGCCACCAAGACGUUGAAUAGAGGUAUUUCGGAGUUUAUAAUCAUGGCUGCUGACGCUGAGCCUAUUGAGAUUUUAUUGCAUUUGCCGUUAUUGUGCGAGGAUAAGAAUGUUCCAUAUGUGUUUGUUCCAAGCAAGGCUGCUUUGGGUAGAGCGUGCGGUGUUUCGAGGCCGGUCAUUUCUGCUUCUGUGACAACAAAUGACGCCUCUUCUAUCAAGAACCAAAUUUACGGUAUCAAAGACAAAAUUGAAACUUUGUUGAUAUAG
Molecule: messenger RNA, 381 nt
Organism: Lodderomyces oxycetoniae
Lineage: Eukaryota; Fungi; Ascomycota; Pichiomycetes; Serinales; Debaryomycetaceae
Product: RNA binding protein
Exons: 1
Coding region: 1-381 (126 amino acids)
Biological process (GO): maturation of SSU-rRNA; mRNA splicing, via spliceosome; ribosome biogenesis
Cellular component (GO): box C/D methylation guide snoRNP complex; precatalytic spliceosome; small-subunit processome
Molecular function (GO): RNA binding
Source: RefSeq, a predicted model, not a curated record